Molecule: messenger RNA, 6553 nt
Organism: Musca domestica (house fly)
Lineage: Eukaryota; Metazoa; Arthropoda; Insecta; Diptera; Muscidae
Gene: Pif1A
Exons: 12
Coding region: 1520-6409 (1629 amino acids)
Source: RefSeq, a predicted model, not a curated record
ACUAGUUAGUCAAUCGGUGUCCGACCGAAACGAAAGAUCUCGCUUUCCCUAAAGAGAACAAAAUUCUAAUCAGAAUAAUUUUCUUAUUCUUAAUUAAUUAAUUAUUUAAUAUUUGUAGAACUUUUGACCCAAUCGACUUUGUCUACAAGAAAUUUAGACUUUAAGAAGUAUCGAAUCGCAACAACUUCAUAGUGCAGUAAAAAAACGAACCCAAAACAUAUCGAAUAAACCCAGAAAAAAGAGCAACAACAAUUUAUAUUUAAAUAUAGCAUAACUACGCCACACACAUACAUUGAUAACUUUAGUGCAAACGAACAUUCAUCCAACUUGUAUAUCCCAUAUCCUGACGGUAUUAAAACCCAAGUCAACACGAAUUCAAAACAAACAUACGCACCCACGUCCAUUCGAUAUCAAUAAAUAGCCGAUAAAGAGAUUACAGCGAAAUAAAUAGCCAAGGAAAACAACAAUAAACUACCGUUGUACAAAAGUUCUAUAAGAGACGGAAAUAAGAAAAUUUGAAAGAAAAAAUAGAAAAGAACAAAAAAGAUAAAACAAAUAUUUAUUUAAUCUAUUAAAUAUCGAGCAAAGACAAUAUAAAUCCCGUUAAAAAAAAUUUCUGCGAUAAGUGCAAAAAAAGCAAAUUUAUAAUAGAAGAGAGUGAGUGUGAACAUUUCAAAAAGAGAGUGACGUCACUUCCCUCCCCAAUAAGAUUGUGUAUUAGUAAUGCAAUUUUUGGUUGAUAAAACCUGCGGAUCAAAGAUAAUUAGUGUUUAGCUACACAUAUAGCUACCUAUGUACACAUGUGAAUAGCUGCAGCUCAGUUAAGAGAGAUAAUAGAACGAUUAUUUAUAGUAGCUGCAUGUGAAUUGAUUCAAGUGUCAUCACCGCCAGCAACAAAGUGUCAGAAUACAAACAAAUGUCAAUUAAAUUGAUGUAACUGAGAAUACGACAAUAGCAAAAACAAUCGACUAAAUUGAAAUUGGAAAUCGUCAUCAAAAGGAUUAUCUAUUUUAGGAUUCAACAGGUGUUGAUAAACGCCACAAAGGAAUCCCACGAAGUGCCAUACGGAAGAAGAAAUAAGAAACGUACACUAUAAGAAGAACAUUGGAUAACUGCUACAUUCACUCACUCACACACACACACAUACACAGAACAACAUUUGUUCGCUAUUGCAAAAUUAUUAACCAUUGACUGAGUGACUGACUUAUUGACUCACAACAAAGAACGGGAUUUUGGUUUGCCACAAGACGGUGCUUUCAAACAUCUUUUUUACAUUAAAGAAGAUACAUUAAAGAAAACACACAAAAGAAAUCACAACAAUUGCAGAAUUGAAAAUUGAAAAGCAAAGCUUUAGGAAAGCUUACAAGGAAUUUGCAAAUCCAGAAAGAGAGAGAACUUUGUUUGGAAACAAAACAAAAGAAGAAAAACGGUCGGACGAAACCGUUCAAUGCUUUGAAAAACGAACUUCAUACAACGUCCCAGGGCAUUUGUAUGAAUUAUCACACAGACUCAAGCAGCAAUGGCAGAUAAACUGAAAACGACCUCUAGCAUAUCGUCGAACACACAACAGGCUUCCGCUGCCCGGCCCAAUAGCAGGGAAGCCGAACUGAUGACCAAGCUGGCUGAGCACAUCAGCGACAGCUAUCGAAUGGUCAAGCACAGACAGCAAAAGCUGUACGAUCUAACGAAUCAAAUGAAACUGCAAGAACAGAACUCGGCCGCUGGUCGGUUGAGGGGCAAAUUGUCAUCCGAUGAGGAAGAAUGGCAGGAGGUGUACUCGCCGAAGAACAAGCUGAAACGCAAGAAGACCCUAUCGGCCUCGUUGACAUCGGUAACAGAUUCUGUGAAUCAGGAGAAACGAACUCGUAUCGAGGGCAUACAACUGAAUUGUCGCGGUAAACUCAUUUUGAAGGAGAACCAAAACAUCAAUUCGGAAAGUCAACAUCAAAACCCAAAACAACAACAACAAACUCAAGUGCGUUCAGUUAACAGAGCGGAAAAGUCAGAGAAACUAAACGGCAAACCUCCUUUGCCACCCAAAAAUGCCAGUCAGAGUGAGAGCACACCCAAUGCCACCAACGCCAAGGGCCCAGGUGUUGCCCCACCUCCACCCAGACUCAAGCGUAAGCUUCAGGAGAAUGUUCAAACCAUACAAAAGUUAAAUGCUCUCACCGAGCAAUUGCGUUUGGAAAUUAAUGAACUGAAAUCAAGUCUCACCACCGAGAGGGGAGCUGUACGAGUGCUGAGAGCUCAAAAUGAAGCUGAAACUCGAAAGUGGAAAGCGGAGGUAAAGAAACUUCAGACUGUCGUAGAACAUUUGAAGAAAACUGGCGCCCAAAAGAAAUCAGAGUCCUCCUCAACCAACACAAAUGCCGACAAUUUGCCACAGGCCGCUGUAGGCGGCCUCGUUAACUAUGAAAUCCAAAGACUGACCAAUGAAAUUAAUGCCUUAAAGGAAGCUAAUAAAGCCCUGGAAGAAAAGAAAGUGAUUAAUUGCGACGCUGAUAGACGAAAAGCAGCUGAUAUACGCGAAUUAAAAGAUUCUUAUGAAAUCCGAUUGACUCAAAUACAAAAAUCUGCCAAAAAUGAAAUAUCACGAUUGCUAGAGGAAAUAAAAACCAAAGAACGCAACAUUGGGCAACUGAAAAAGGAUUUACAGACAUUACAAAACUCAAAGAGUUUUACCAGCAGAAAUGCAACGACAAAUAAAACAAAUACUUCAACGAAUAAAACGACGACGCUUAAUUUAGAUAAAAAACCAAAGAUUAGUACUAACAAUAAUGGCAACAACAACCAUAACAACAAUGUUAAUAAUAACAAUGCAACUACUUCAAACAACAAUAAUAAUAACAAUACCAAGCAGAUGCUGCCAUCUAGCGGUGUUUGUUGCAACUGCAAACAACAGUUGCAGCCGCAACAGCCGGAAUACCCCGAUGCAACAGCGUCGAACGAGGUUGCAUCAAACAUCCCCCGCACACCUGUUAGAAAGGAAUGCAACGUGGAAACAGAAGAGAAGGAAACCCAAACAGAGUUGGAGAACUCAGAUGAGAUUUCCAAAUUGAAAAAUAUUGAACUAAUUAAUAACACAAAAAAUGUCACAACAACGAAUCUCCAGAGAUCAGCAACAAAAAUACUCAGCAGCCGAGAUAACGGCAAAGAUAUUGAGACAAUAUCGGCAUCACUGAAAUCCAUACACCAACAACUGAAAGCACUCGAUAUACCUGAAGUACAACACCACAACAAUUGCAUGAAUCUAAUCAAUGAUAAUGGACAAUUUAGUACGCUACUCACCACCACCACCACCGCCAGCACCACGAACACCACCACUAACAAUAUAACACCCUGCAACACCUCAUCUCCCUCAUCGCCCACUUCCAAUCCAAGUGCAAAAAUGUUGACAACAAACAACAACAAAGAGGAAUUGAUCAACGAUCAUUUGGAGGAGGAACAAGAACUGACACAGCAUUUGAAUAACAAGGCCAUAGAAGAGGAGGACAUAACCAAGCAGAGCGAUCUUCAUCACAAUCACAGUCAUUCGGAUUCCGAUUCGGCGCUAUCCUCUGCACCGCCCAGCAUAAGUCCACAGCCGCCAGCGAAUGGUGUGGAGCCAACUGAUAUUUGGCAAACGAUACGCAGCUACAGCAAUGACAUUGAGAAGCUACAAAAGGAAGUCGAUUCCUUGAACAAGGAAAACGAUAAGCUGCGCCAAGAAUUGAAUAUGGCCAAAGAACAAAUCAUUGAUUUGGAAAAUGUUGCCCUAGAGCACAAUGCCAGCAAUGAGAAACACCAACAACUCUUGGAGAGAAUAAAAUGUUUGGAGGACACUGAAAAUGAUCUGAGAGAACAGAAUGAACUCUUGGAAUUCAGAAUACUCGAAUUGGAAGAUAAUGCUGGUGAUAAGUGGUCGCUACAAAAUACCAGCAAUCCCGGUUCGAAUGUGCCACAAGGCAAUCAAAAUGUAUGGUCAUGCCCAACCAGUGGUGGGGGACCGGCAAAACCCGAUCCCUUCGAAAUGCUAUUCGGCAGCAACAGCCACACGAGUACAACGUCCAACAGUGCCCAACUGGACUCGGGCAUCAUUUCACCCCAAAGUCAAAGCCAUCACGAUGAACUGAUCGAUAUCAACAAUGACGAGCUGUGUCGCCGUCUGGGUGAUCUACUCAAGAAGACCACGCUCGAUGAUGAGGAGAAACACUGUUUGCAACAGGUUCUCAAUUUGGUGCAGCAGUUGGAUGCCCUGACGCCGCGCAGUGGUCCCUGUUCCCUGCUGGCCAAUUCGUCCAGCGAAGAGGCCAGUAGCAUGGAUGGUUUGGUUAAAACGCGCAUUUCCGAAUUCAGCAGCACAUCGUCAUCGCCAUUGUCCAGCAUUCGUUCGAACAGCGAUAAGAGUUCCACAGCGUCAGCCACAAAAUCUUCGACAUCAAGUCCUGCAACGCCUCGCAUUGUCGCCACCGUCCAGCCGUACAACAGCCAACAGAUUGUGCCGCACAACACCCCCACAGACUCGCCUCGCAAAGUCCGAGCCCAGCACCAGUACAGCAAUAGUCUGAGUGAGAGCGGCGUGUUCGUAGAAUCCGAUUUCCUGAGCGAAUCGGGCGAGAACACGGUCUGCACGCAAACCGAUUUCGAGGACGCCUCGACAUUCAACAAUUAUCUGAGCACACCGACCAAAACAGUACCUGCCCUCACAAGCCACCACCAUUUGCUGCAACAGUUUCAACACCCACCACCAUCCUCCCCCAACCUCAGUGAACAAAAGCGCCUGCAAUACUACAAAGAACGCCUGGAAGCUCUCGAGGGCAAAGUCCUCAUCUACGAGAGUUCGGGCGACGUUCAAGCCAAACGCUUGGCCGAGCGACUGCAGCGUGAAAUUCUGCUCGAGAAAGAGGUCAAAGAGUUGCGAGAUCGCGUCGAGUUCUUGGAAAGCGAAAACUGCACACUCGAGGAGGAAAAGUGUGAGUUCGAGGAAGCGGAGAAUGAUACCAGACUUCGCCUGCAGAGGUUAGAAAUCGAAUUGGAGAUUCUCAGCCAACGCAACGUUGAGCUGGAAAUGUCCAGAGAGGCCCUCAGUGCCAAGUACAAAGACUGUCACUCGGAGUGCAUGAUUCUGCGAGACGAUAUAGCCACCAGCGAAACUCACAUUCGCCACCUGGAGGAGGACAAACAAAAGGCCAAAGAAAAUUUCGAAUUUUUACACAACAUUUUGCCAGUGUUGUUGGUGUACAACACCGCCUGUACCUUGACACAGGCUCAGGGACAAAUCCCCCCGCCUCCACCACUGACAGCCACAGAACAGGGAACACCAACAAAGGGCAUGGGUAAUCAGGUGGUCACAAGUCCAAAGGCCAGUCGUCGUUCGCCUUGUGUCGAAAUGAUGACCAGAGAACAGAGCCGCUCCCCCGACUGUCACGAGCGUGAAAUUCACUAUCUGAAGGAGGAGAUCAAAUGUCUUCGCCAUCAAAUCAAGGAAUUGAAUAGUCGCCACUAUGCCGCCAUGGAAUCAGCCGAUUCCCAUUGGGUGGAUCUCGAACGGGAGUACAAAGAACGUGAGGAACAGUUCCGUUCCAAGGAGCUAUCCCUGAAACAGAAAAUACAAAAAUUGCAAGACUGUUUGCGCGAAGAUGCUCGCUCGGCCAAUGAGAAGAUUUGCCAACUUGAGGAGACCGAACAGGGCCUUAAGACCUGUCUGGUGAAAGUGUCAAAAGAACACCAAAAACUGGUCGAGGAACACAAGGGCUUGGUCAGCGAGUUCGAGCGUCUCAAAGAACAACACGAGCAACUGAAGGAGCAACAAAAGCCCCUCACCGAAGCUCUGGAUGUCGAAAAGAAACGCAACAAGAGUCUGAUGGACGAACUGGCGUUCAUGCGCAAGUUGCAGCAUGAAACAGAGAACCAGACCAAGACCGAACUCGAUGUGAUGCGCAAUCAAAUAUUCGACCUAAAGAAGGAGUACCUGCACAUCGAGGUGACGAACGGUGAGCUGAGAGAAGAGGUGGCCACAUUGGAGCUGCAGGUGGACACUCUGCAGAAUGCCCAUCGCGAUUGUGAGGAAAAGCUACGCUGUCUCACCGACGAGAUCCGGACCAAGGAUGAGAUCUGCCAAAAACUUGAAAAACGUUUGGAACGUUCAGAGGGAUACAGUUUGGCCGAUGAGUUGGGCGAUACACCGUCCAAGCGUUUCAAGCGCGAGGACGUCAAGGAUCUGCAAACAGCCAGCAAAGGUUUGGGUAAUGCCUUGAGGCACAUGUCUGAAUGUGAAAAAAUGCUCCCCACCCAAAAACAAUUUCAAACCGUGGCCCGAGAUGUGAAAAAGUUGGCGGAUACUCUUUUGCAUGGCGAUUUGAAAGAUGAUGAAGAGAAAUCGCAGCGUCCUCCGAAACUAAUUUUAACCGAAAUAACGAGAAUAUAAAUACACCACAGCAGCCUUCAAGCCCCUUCGAACAAAUCCAAACACAGCCGAUCUAUCAAUUUAUGGAACAAUCACCCAAGAGUUCAUAUCAAUCUCCAAUUGGUCUACCAUUUGCCUACCAUCAUUGUUCAUGUCUGCCCAUUC